ACACAAUGCUUAAAAUUAGCCAGCUAGUUAUUUUGUGUAUGAUAUUAAUUUUUAGUAUAAAAAUAAUUGAUACAACUAAUACUACUACUACUACUACAAUUGACCUGGACAGCCGUAUUAUAGGUGGUUCCACUGUUAACAAUAUAGAUGACUUUCCCUAUCAGGUUUCAUUAAGGGACAGUACUAAUCAACUAUACUGUGGCGGAUCUAUUAUUGGCCGCCAAUGGAUACUAACGGCCGCACAUUGUUUACACAAUCGUAACACUUACGGCAAUAGGGUAGUAAUGGGCACCAAAUCAUUAGAUACCGAUGGUGUCUACUAUGGGAUCAGUCGGGUCUAUCUACACGAACAGUACGAUCGACGUACACAUGUUAACGAUAUUGCAGUCAUAUGGUUGGACAGACCCAUCCAGUUUAGUAGUAAGAUUAAAAUGGUUCGGUUGGCCGAUCAGCCGGUGCCCGAUAAGACGACUGCCUGGCUAACCGGUUGGGGCCAAUCGUCGGUUAAUUCCCGGCGAGUAUCGCCAGUGUUGCAAAAACUGGUAGUCCAGGCACUGGUACCCGAAACGUGCAAACAAUUGCAUAUACAGCAGACCAAGGUUUUAAUUGAUAGCAAACAUAUUUGCGCAUACAGUCCAAAUGGACAGGGAGCUUGUUCGGGCGACUCCGGUGGACCAUUGGUUGCACAGUUUAAUCGCAAACAAAUAGGUAUAGUCUCCUGGGGUUUAAGUACCUGCGGUACAAAAGUACCCGAAGUUUUUGCCAGUGUUGCCGCUUAUCGCUCAUGGAUUAAAGGAAAAACAGGGAAUACUACUAAUACUAGUAGUAGUCCUAUAAUCGACCUGGACAGUCGUAUUAUAGGUGGUUCCCCUGUUAAAAAUAUAGCCGAUUUUCCCUAUCAGGUAUCGAUACGUGAGAGUGACAAUCGGCUAUACUGUGGCGGAUCUAUUAUCGGUUCCCAAUGGAUACUAACGGCCGCACAUUGUCUACGAAAUCGUAACAUUCACGACAAUAAAGUAGUAGUGGGAACCGUAUCAUUAGUUUCUGAUGGCAUCAGGUAUGGGAUCAGUCGGGUCUAUCUACACGAACAUUACGAUCAUCGGACACAUGAUAACGAUAUUGCAGUCAUACGAUUGGACAGACCCGUCUGGUUCAGUAGUCAGAUUAAAAUGGUUCGGUUAGCUGACCGGCCAGUGUCCGAUCGGACGCCUGCCUGGCUAACCGGUUGGGGCCGAACAUCAGCUAAACAGUUGCCACUAGUGUUACACAAACUGGAUGUCCAGGCACUGGUAGCCAAGUCGUGUAAACCAUUGCACACACCCGAUAAUAGUAAAGAUAUUAAUAGUCAUAAUAUUUGCGCCUACAGUCCAAAUGGACAUGGAGCCUGCUCAGGUGACUCCGGUGGACCAUUGGUUGCAAAGUUUAAUCGCAAACAAAUAGGUAUUGUCUCAUGGGGUUUACUUAACUGUGGUACAAUUGUCCCUGAUGUUUUUACCAGUGUUGCCGCUUAUCGCUCAUGGAUUAAAGGAAAAACAGGGAUCUAA
Molecule: messenger RNA, 1544 nt
Organism: Oppia nitens
Lineage: Eukaryota; Metazoa; Arthropoda; Arachnida; Sarcoptiformes; Oppiidae
Product: serine protease 52-like
Exons: 6
Coding region: 6-1544 (512 amino acids)
Biological process (GO): proteolysis
Molecular function (GO): serine-type endopeptidase activity
Source: RefSeq, a predicted model, not a curated record